UCUUCUAGAUGUGUCACUGUGCCGCCUCUCCCCAAUUGAGAUUCCCAUACUGUCCCACACUGUGCCCUCCUCAUCUCUUCCCAUCACUCUGGUCUGAGGGUCCCAGAGAAUUUCCCUGGUGGUCGCCCAUCUUUAUCUCUCUCCCUCUGGACUGAGGGCUCCCACGUCCCACCUGGCCUCCCGUACAAUCACGCUGGUCUGAAGGCACCUACCUACCUGCAGCUUUUCAUUCGUUGAUGCUUUUCUUGGGACCCGGCUCAAGAUGCCAGAGCCCACAAAGAAAGAUGAGAUGUCCAAUGGUGAGAAAGAGAGUGUUGCCACAGACAGUAGUGAGGUGCCAAUGCCCACACCUGAGAUAUCCCUCGAGGUCUCACCUCCACCCCCAGAACAACCGGUAGAGACUGAGGGGAAGGAUCCACAGCCCAUAGAGGUGAUUAAGCCUGUACAGCCAGAACCAGUAGAGAAUGGGUCUAAAGAACCAGAACCAGAGGCGGUUGUGGUCGGGGCUAAAGAGCAAGUCGAGUCUGUGAACUCUGAAGUAAAGGAGGAGGCCCCGUCCCCUUGCUCACCCCCACCGCCUGCAACCGUGACGGAGGAAGCAGAGCCAGUUGUUACGGAGGUUACACAACCGCCAGAGCCUGUUGGUACAGUGGUUACCCCACCACCACCACCACCACCACCCCCACCUCAAGAGCCUGUUGUUACAGUGGUUACCCCACCACCACCAUCACCCCCACCUCAACAGCCUGUUGUUACAGUGGUUACCCCACCACCACCACCCCCACCUCCAGAGCCUGUUGUUACAGGUGUUACCCCACCACCACCACCACCACCCCCACCUCAACAGCCUGUUGUUACAGUGGUUACACCACCACCACCACCCCCACCUCAAGAGCCUGUUGUUACAGUGGUUACUCCACCACCACCCCCACCUCCAGAACCAGUUGUUACGGUGCAGGUUACCCAACCCCCACCUCCAGCAGAUAAAGAUGAUGACGCUACAACCAACACCCCAUCACCACCGCCCCCACCAGAGGAUGCCAAUACAGUCAAGAAACUCUCUAUUGAGCUGCCUAAUGAUAGCGUCCAUGUGUCAGCCAUGGGGAGAAAAGACUCAGUGUGGUCUCUGGGAGAGGGACAGGCUCCAGAGGACCUUGACAAGCCCGUAGACACCCCACCGCUGUCCAGCCUGCUCAUAGAAAGACCCCAGGGCGGAUCCAUCACUGUGGGUGGAGACAUCUCCUUUGUUGCCAAGGUGGAGGCCCAAGACCUGCUCCGUAAACCCACCAUCAAGUGGUUCAAAGGGAAAUGGAUGGACCUGGCCAGCAAGACCGGAAAGCACUUGCAACUGAAAGAAACCUUUGACCGACGCACCAAGAUUCACACAUUUGAGAUGCAUAUCAUCAAGGCCAAAGACAACUAUGCUGGAAACUACAGGUGUGAGGUCACCUACAAGGACAAAUUUGACAGCUGUUCCUUUGACCUGGAAGUGAAAGAACUGGAACAGUCACAGAGUGUUGAUAUUCGAUCAGCCUUCAAAAGAAGCAGUGAAGGACACGAGGAUGCAGGGGAUCUUGACUUUAGUGGUCUUCUUAAACAUAGAAACCAAAGGGAGCCCAAGCAGGAUGAGACGCCCGAAGUGGACGUGUGGGAGAUCCUGAAGUCGGCCAGGCCAGACCAGUACGAGAAGAUCGCCUUUGAGUACGGCAUAACAGACCUGCGGGGUCUGCUCAAGAGGCUGAAGAAGACCAAGAAAGAGGAGAAGAAGAGUGAAGCUUUUGCCAAGAAGUUGGAUCCAGCAUACCAAGUGGACAAAGGAGGGAAGAUCCGCUUAGUGGUGGAUCUUGCAGACCCCACAGUAGAGCUGAAAUGGUACAAGAACGGCCAGGAGAUCCGUCCAACUCCAAAUCAAAGGAAGUUUAUCUUUGAGCAAAAAGGCACACAGCGGAUCAUGGUCAUCAACAACUGCGGCCUGAAUGAUGACGCUGCCUAUUCCGUAGCCGCGGGAGAAGAGAAGUGUACCACAGAGCUGUUUGUCAAAGAGUUACCAGUGAAGAUUACUAAAGAGAUUGAGGCGGUGAAAACGACAGUGAACGAGAGGAUUGAGUUGGCGUGUGAAGUGUCUGAAGAAGGAGCUCAAGUAAAAUGGUGUAAGAACGGCGUGGAGGUCCCGACCGGGCCCCGGUCACGCUACCGUGUCAAGUCUGAGGGGCUGAAACACUGGCUAAUCAUUGACGAUGCCUCAAAGGAGGACACUGGAACCUUCUCCCUCAUGGCCUCUGGGGGAACCUCUGAAGCCAAAGUCCAGGUUGAAUUGAAGCCACUGAAGAUUAUUCAGGAUUUGCAGGACAUGACAGUGCUUUUGGGCCAGCCACUGAAGAUGCACUGUGAGAUCUUCCCUGGGAAUGUUCCAGGUCGUUGGUACAGGAAUGGACAGCUGAUCCAGUCCAACGACCGCAUCAACAUCCUGCAAAGAGCCAAGAACCACCGAUUAGAAAUUGUGAACAGCACCAUUCACGAUGCCGGGGAUUAUACCUUUGUGCCAGAGGGAUACUCUCAGAGCCUCUGUGCCAAAGUUCAUAUCGUUGAUCCUCCCAGGGUGCACCUGGAGAGCUUGAACUUCCCUGACAACACAGUGACCAUUGUGGCAGGAAAUAAACUCCGCGUGGAGAUCCCCAUCAGUGGAGAACCAGCACCCAGAGUGGUGUGGAUGAAGGGAGAGAGGGUAAUCCUUGACUCGGGCCACCGUGUGCGAGCUGAAACCUUCUCGGACCACACCAGCCUCACCAUUGACAUCGCAGAGAAGGAGGACACAGGAAACUACAAGAUAGUCCUGCAGAACGAGGCUGGGGAAGCAGGGGCUAGCAUCAAAGUCAAGGUGGUGGAUAUCCCAGACCCUCCUGAAGUUCCCCUAGUCACAGAGGUGGGAGGAGACUGGUGCUCUAUGACAUGGGAACCCCCGAUCUAUGACGGAGGCUCACCCAUCUUAGGCUACUUCAUCGAAAGGAAGAAGAAGCAGAGUUCCAGAUGGAUGAGGCUGAACUUUGACCUGAACAAAGAGACCACAUUUGAGCCUAAAAAGAUGAUUGAGGGUGUCCCGUACGAGGUGCGCGUCUUUGCUGUGAAUGCCAUCGGUGUGUCCAAACCCAGCGAGCCAUCCAAAGCCUUUGUGCCGCUGGCUGUGACCAGCGAGCCCACCAUGCUGGUGGUGGAUGAUGUCACAGACACCACGGUGACCAUGAAGUGGCGUCCCCCAGACACCAUCGGAGCUGCAGGCUUAGACGGCUACCUGGUGGAGUAUUGCAUCGAAGGAACUGAUGACUGGAGAGUAACCAAUAAGGAGCUGACAGAGAAGACUAAGUACACCAUCACUGGCCUCCCUCCAGAGGCUAAGAUCCUGGUUAGGGUAAGGGCUAUCAAUGCUGCCGGCGCCAGCACUCCCAGAACACUUCAGCACUCUAUCCUGGUCAAAGAGGUCAUCGAACCACCUAAGAUCCGCAUCCCCCGUCAUUUGAAACAGACGUACACUCGUAAAGUCGGAGAAGCAGUCAAUCUCGUUAUUCCAUUCAUGGGCAAGCCCAGGCCAAAGGUGAGCUGGCUGAAGGAGGGCCAGACGGUGGACCCCACGCAGGUCACUAUCCGCAACACAGACUGUGACAGCAUCAUCUUCAUCCGCAAAGCAGAGAGGAAGCACUCUGGGAAGUAUGAUAUGAAGGUGGAGGUGGAGAACCACGUGGACACCGCCAUCGUAGACAUUCAGAUAGUAGACCUCCCAGGGCCUCCACAGUGUGUGAAGAUAGAUGAGGUCUGGGGAGGAAACGUGGCUCUGGACUGGACCCCUCCAAAGGACAAUGGCAACGCCGCCAUUACAGGCUACACCAUCCAGAAAGCAGACAAGAAGACCAUGGAGUGGUACACGUGUAUUGAGCACUACCACCGCACCUGCAUCACCAUCACAGAGCUGGUGGUGGGGAAUGAGUACUACUUCAGAAUCUACUCUGAGAACAUGGUGGGUCUGAGCGAGGGUGCCACCCAGACCAAGGACAGCGCCCUCAUCGUUAAAGAAGGCAUGCAACUGAAGAACCCCGAGUACAUCGACCACGACUUCAAAGAGCCUCCCAAGUUCACCCAGCCCCUCAUCAACACCUUUGCCAUCGCUGGCUACAACGCCACCCUCAACUGCAGCGUCCGCGCCAACCCACGGCCCAAAGUGAUUUGGAUGAAGAAUAAGAUAGCCAUCAUUGACGACCCGCGCUACCGCAUGUUUAGCAACCAAGGGGUCUGCACCCUGGAGAUCCGGAAACCCAGCCCCUACGACGGGGGCAUGUACUCCUGCAAGGCCAUUAAUGACCUGGGUGAUGCACUAGUGGAGUGUAAGCUGGAGGUUAAAGUCCCCACUCAGGAAUAGUGAAUGUAUGUUCUCAUCCAAGGGGGCUUUACCUUCUCUGAGCUCAUGCAGCGUGGAGUGCCUUUACACCUGAUCGAUAAGUACAUGAGCGAGACCAAGGUCGUGGAGCAGCCAGAGAAGUAGUCGGACUGAGCAACCACUGAUACGCCUAGGCUGCCCGGAACCUGUUGUCACACCACUAGUGAUCUGCCUCUCACCAGCAGUCGAGGGAGGGGCUGGAGGGGGAGGGAGGGUUGUACUGGACUUUGGCAUGGCAUGCUGUGUGCGGGAGCUAGUUACCAUAGAAGAAGCCAAUUCAUCACCAGCUUUGUGUCAUCUCCUAGUAUUCAAAAGGCUCUGUUUAAGCUCAGUUGCAUGUUGGCAGUGUUUUGGCUGUAGCUUUUUAUUUUAGAUGAGUAGUGCAGGAAAUGUGCAGUAGGACAAACUGUAAUUUCCACCUAUCUGGACAUGUUUUUGUCUCUGUUGGGAUUGGGAACUGUGUUUGGGGGAGGGAGCUAAUGUUGAAAUGUAUAAACAAUAUGGCUUGAUGUCUGUAAUGCAAUGUCUUGUGAUUAAAGAUUGAACUUCAAAAGAUACAAAUAUUAAACAAUUUCUGAUCAGGUGAUUUACAAUAAGAAUUGACAGUAUUUCGCGUUCUUACAAGCAUUUCGCUACACUCGCUUUAACAUCUGCUAACCAUGUGUAUGUUACCAAUAAAAUUUGAUUUGGGCUUUCAAACAGACAGUUAUCCACCUUUUGUUUAAGCCUUACACUGCAUGACGCUGUGCUUUCUCUGCCCAUACUGUACUUCAGGCUUGAGCAUAUUCUCAGCUGUCAGGCCAUCUGCGCAUGCUUUCAUCUUAAAUUUUUUGUUUAUGACUCCUGGAAUAAAAUAAAAACAUGUAACAUAGCA
Molecule: messenger RNA, 5300 nt
Organism: Oncorhynchus mykiss (rainbow trout)
Lineage: Eukaryota; Metazoa; Chordata; Actinopteri; Salmoniformes; Salmonidae
Source: RefSeq, a predicted model, not a curated record